Molecule: messenger RNA, 2969 nt
Organism: Papilio xuthus (Asian swallowtail)
Lineage: Eukaryota; Metazoa; Arthropoda; Insecta; Lepidoptera; Papilionidae
Product: protein Dek
Exons: 17
Coding region: 82-2037 (651 amino acids)
Biological process (GO): chromatin organization; regulation of double-strand break repair
Cellular component (GO): nucleus
Molecular function (GO): DNA binding; histone binding
Source: RefSeq, a predicted model, not a curated record
UCUAUGUUGUGGGUGCGUGCAUUUGUGUUGUCCGGUGUUUGAAGACGCUUGGAAUUCGCUUUCAAUUUCUUCGUAGGAAAAAUGUCGGGUGAUACCGAUAAAGCAAAAAUCAGUGAUAAUCAGGAUGAAGACAAGAAAUCAGUUGCUGGUGACGGUCAAACAACAGAAGAUGAAUCCUCGCAGGACUCUAAGGGUGAGUCUGUGGCUCAAGGCGACGCACAAGGUAAAGCGGAUGUAGAACAAAAUCACACGGACGAGAAACAAACAGAAGAAGGAGACGCAAAGUCGACGACAGCCAACGGGAAGGAUGACGACGACGUAGGCGGUGAAGACUCCAAAGAUGACAAGACGGAUGCUAAAAGCGAUGACUUAAAGGAGGAGAACGGAGAAACCCAUGACGAGAAUGACAAAGAAGAUGUUAAGGAAAAUGAUAAGGCGUCUAAGAAAUUAGCACCCAAAAAGAAACCCAAGAAAGAGGAUACUGAGGAAGAAGACGAAGAAGAUGAGGAAGAGGAGGAGGAGGAGGAAGAAGAGGGCGAUGAACAAGAUGAAGUAGAUGAUGACAAGAAACAAGCUAAAGACAAAGUAAAGAAACCGGUUAAAAAAGCUAAAGACGCAGAAGACGAUGGAGAGGAAGAGGAAGGUGACGAGGAAGAGGGUGAAGAAGAGGAGGAGGAGGAGGAAGAAGAGGAAGUAGAGGCGCCUAAACCUAAACCUAAAAAGGAGCCGACGGAGCCGCCAGUACCGCUGCCGGCGGGUAAAGGCACUCCCCUGGGCCAUAUCAGUAACGUCGAGGUCUCCCUUUCCCGCUUCAAGACUCAGGAUCAGAAGCUACUGCAUCAAUAUCUAUAUGGACAACUCUGCCUUGACCGUAACGUGAAGCGCAACAUAAAGAAGUUCAAAGGUUAUGAGUGGGCCAUCGGCUCCGCUGACUACAAGGCAAAGCUGGAAGAGACCUCCAAGAUGGAGCCCAAACAGUUGCGUACAAUGUGCGAGAUGCUAGACUUGGAUAAAAAAGGUUCGUCAUCGGAGUUAGCGGCGCGGUUGGUAGGUUUCCUGCAGCAGCCGGGUGCGAACAGCCCGCAUGCACGUGGUGUUGCUCGCCCUGCCCCCACACAGACCGCGCCCGGGGGACGGCCCCGCCGCUCUGCAGCCGUUAAACUGCAUAACAGAGGUUAUUCAGAUGAGGAAUACGAGACUGAUCCAGAGACGAAAAUCAAAGGACCUAAACCUAAAACAGACGGUUCCGAAGAUUCAGAUGGUUCGUUUAAUCCGAGUGGCUCAGAGGCGGAUUCAGACUUCGAUCCGGAGGUAGGCGAGGGAGGUGGCGGGGCGAGCCGCAAGCGCAAGUCGGGCGGCCGUCGCUCCUCAGCCGGCAGACCUGGAAAGCGCGGACGCAAGCCCAAGGCUAAGAGGGGACGGGGGGCAAACAAAUCUGGUCGCGGCAGAAAAGCUAAGUCUGAGAGCGAGGACGAGAGCGACAAGUCGGAGAGCGAGAGCGAAGCCGAGUCUGGCAGCGAGGUCGACGAGUCCGACGUGAGUUACAACAUUUUAUACCUUGUUGAGCAAGAGCCUAAGGGCAAGCGAGGUCGGCCGGCUGUGGCAAAGGGCCGCAAGGGACCUGCCGCUAAGGUCAGCAACCCCAAAUCAACACCUGCCAAGAGAAAAGCGCCCACGCCGCCAGCUAAAAAGAAGGGAGCCGGCAAACCUGUAGGUCGACCGGCUAAGAAGGGCAAGAAGGCAUCCUCAGAGGAGGAGUCGGGCGAAGGAAGUGAGGAGGAGGAGGAGGCGGGCAGCGAGGUGGAAGAGGAGGAGGAAGAGAGCGGAGAGGAGUCAGACACGCCCGCUGACAAGAAGGCCAAGCGGCCGCCCACGGACGAGGAGAUAAAGAAGUACGUGAAGCAGAUCCUGGACGGCGCGAACCUGGAGCAGAUCACGAUGAAGACGGUGUGCAAGCAGGUGUACAGCCACUACCCGGACUUUGACCUCGCACACAAGAAGGACUUCAUCAAGGCUACAGUCAAGUCGUGUAUUUAAGAUGUUAGGAGUUAAGGGGCGGAGUGUAGAUGUCUACAUAGAAUACCUAUAGUUUAUAAAAGGACAUAGUUAUAUAUUAUUAUAAUAAUAAUAUAUUAUGAAAGAAUAAAAUAUCUAAAAUGAAGUGGAAUGGAUGAUCACCCGCUUUUCCUUACAAGCUCAUAUCCUCGUGAGCUGCGACCAGUUCGGCCGCAAAUAUAGUGAAGUAAGCCACACUUUAAUAUUAAAACUUUCGCCCGUCGCGCCGCAACAUCGACUUAUUUUAAUCAUUAUUUUGUUUACUUUCAUUCUCUAAAGAUACACAGAAGUGACUCACAAGAUAUGACAAUGCCGCUGUAAAAUUGUAAAAAAUUUUUUUUAUUUGUCCAGGUUUAUCCAGGUUUAAAAACAUUUUUUUGUUAAAUAAGAAAAACAAAUUCUUCUUGAGAGAGUCUUUGAUUUUUUCUACAUAUUUUACUGACUUAUGCAAUCAUUAGAUAGCUGAAAAAAUAGAUUUUUUUAUUUUGAUAUUUAAUGCUUGCAUUAUCAUAACUUUGGUGUUCAAUCCAUUAACAAUUGGCUCAAAAGCCAUUGCCCAUGGACAUUAAAAAAAAACAAGUGUCAUAAACGUCAAAGUGUCAGAUGUCAGUUGUCGUUCCUGUUUAUUUUUGUAGAAUAAAGAAGAGAUAUUUUAUUGUGUUUAGAGGCGGGACGUGGCGCACGCCUGUGUAAUUCUAUUUUAUAGGUAUAAUUCCCACUAGUUUAAGUAUAAAGAGUAAUCGCUUUAGAAUUACUGAGUUUUUCUUUUUAACGCGCCUGUAAGGAGAUUUUAAUUGCGGCCUCCUUGGUGGUAGUGUGUGAGCCAUGCGGUUAAGUGCAGAUUAAAAAAAAUGUCCAUAGUCUGUAUUACUUUUAUUCAAUUUAUAUACAACACCAAAUAUGGUUACAGUUUU